Molecule: messenger RNA, 2976 nt
Organism: Etheostoma cragini (Arkansas darter)
Lineage: Eukaryota; Metazoa; Chordata; Actinopteri; Perciformes; Percidae
Product: SEC14-like protein 1
Exons: 15
Coding region: 150-2336 (728 amino acids)
Biological process (GO): negative regulation of RIG-I signaling pathway
Cellular component (GO): cytoplasm; cytosol
Molecular function (GO): RIG-I binding
Source: RefSeq, a predicted model, not a curated record
GUACGGUUUAACCUUAACCUACAGUUUAACUCAACAUCAAACGAGGGUCACAUGCUAGUCUGUUUGCCUCUGCGUCGACUCCUCACUCAGCUGAUACAAUCUUUUUAAAACCUGCAGACAGUACAAUUACGUAUUUAAAAUGCUACGUCAUGAUUGUGUAUUUGUGGUUAUCUAACCGAGUCUCCUCUGAAACAGCUGCAACCAUGGUGCAGGAAUACCAGUCCCCAGUUCGGGUCUACAAGCAUCCAUUUGAGUUGAUAAUGGCGGCCUAUGUGAGGAGGUUCCCAAAGUCCCCCCUGAUCCCAGUGUUUGUGGACAGUGAGAUCAUCAGCGAGACGGAGAGCAAAGAUGGAUCCACGCUGGUAACUGAGAGGCGCUGUGUGAUCGACAUUGAGGCCCCACGUCUUCUGAAACGGAUUGCUGGUGUAGACUACUUGUACUUUAGCCAAAAGAACACGCUGAAUCGCAGAGACAGGACGCUACACAUUGAGGUCCGCAACGAGACCUUUUCCAACAGGGUCAUUGUCCAUGAGUGCUGCAAUUACACUGUUCAUCCGGAGAAUGAGGACUGGACAUGCUUUGAACAGACGGCCAGUCUGGAUAUCAAGUCCUUUUUUGGCUUUGAGAGCACGGCAGAGAAGCUAGCUAUGAAACAGUAUGCUAGCAGCAUUAAAAAGGGUAAAGAGAUGAUUGAGUACUACCUCAGAGAGCUGGAGGAAGAAGGAGUAACUUACAUACCUCGUUGGAGCCCCCCUGUUGUCUCUGGCUCUGCUGCUGCCAGGCUUCAGCUGCUGCCCUGCUGCCCUGGCAGAGCCAUCCCAGUGAAUACUGCUAAGACUGGCCUAGACAUUAAAGAACCGGCCGCUCCCACAGAGCUAGUGGCUGGCUCUCCCGAUGACAAGUUGGAUGCUGACUACAUCAGACGUUACCUAGGGGAUUUAACGCCUCUGCAGGAGAGCUGUCUUAUCCGACUGCGCCAGUGGCUCCAGGAAACCCACAAGGGCAAGAUUCCAAAGGAUCAGCAUGUGCUACGCUUCCUGAGGGCCAGAGAUUUCAACUUGGACAAGGCCAGGGAGUUUUUGUGCCAGUCGCUUAUUUGGAGGAAGCAACAUAAGGUAGAUUUCCUGUUAGACACGUGGGAGCGGCCACAACUGCUUCUGGACUAUUACACCGGCGGCUGGCACCACCACGACAGAGACGGCCGUCCUCUGUAUAUCUUGCGCCUGGGGCAAAUGGACACUAAGGGCUUGGUGCGAGCGUUGGGAAUGGAAGCACUUCUGAGACAGGUCCUGUCCAUCAACGAGGAAGGACUGAGGCGUUGUGAAGAGAACACCAGAGUCUUCGGUCGACCCAUUAGCUGCUGGACUUGCCUGGUGGAUCUGGAGGGUCUUAACAUGCGUCACCUGUGGAGGCCGGGUGUUAAGGCACUGCUGAGAAUCAUCGAGGUGGUGGAGGCCAACUACCCCGAGACUCUGGGUCGCCUGCUCAUACUGAGGGCGCCCAGAGUUUUCCCAGUGCUCUGGACCCUGGUCAGCCCCCUGAUUGAUGAGAAUACCCGGAAGAAGUUCCUUGUUUACGCAGGAAACGACUACCAGGAUCCAGGAGGAUUGGUGGACUAUAUUGACAAAGAAAUAAUUCCUGACUUCUUGGGAGGGGACUCCAUGGGUGACAUUCCUGAGGGAGGUACGGUUCCCAAAUCCCUGUACAGAACAGCAGAAGAGCUGGAGAGUGAGGAAAACCGCCUGUUGACUGACUCCAUCUAUAAGAGUGCCAGUAUUUUCAAGGGAGCCCCAUAUGAGAUGCUGAUCGAGAUCACCGAGGCCUCCUCCGUCAUCACGUGGGACUUCGACGUGUCUAAAGGAGAUAUGGUCUUCAACAUCUACCAUUCCAAGAGGGCCCCGCAGCCCCCUAAGAAAGACACUCUUGGUGCCCAUGGCCUCACGUCCCCAGGGGCCGUUAACGCCCAGCUGAUAGACAGGAACUGGGUGCUGGGCCAGGACUACAGCAUGGUGGAGAAAGCCCUCACCUGCAAGGAGGGAGAGAGUGUACAGGGCUCCCACAUAACCCGUUGGCCCGGCUUCUACAUCCUCCAAUGGCGAUUCCACAGCUCCCCAGCAUGCUCCGCCUCCAGCCUGCCACGUGUGGAUGAUGUUCUGGCCUCACUGCAGGUCUCUUCCCACAAGUGUAAGAUCAUGUUCUACACCGAGGUGCUGGGCUCCCAUGACUUCAGGGGAUCCAUGACCAGUCUGGAGUCUAGUCAUAGUGGUUUCUCUCAGCUCAGUGCUGCCACUACAUCCUCUAGCCAAUCGCACGCCAGCUCCACUGUCUCAAGGUAGCAUCUCCCCAGCAGGUGUCAAAAGACGGCAGUGACCUAAUGACAUCUUACUCCAACUGUGCCUUAUGCCUCCAAACAGAGGGGGCCUAAUACUCUUACUCUUUAAUGACAAUUUGAUCUGACUAUUGAAAGGGAGGAGAGUAUUAUGGAAAUGUUUAUAAAUAAAUAAAUGUUUUUAUUAAUUAUUUUGGUAGAAACAGUAAUGUUUCUAAGGAAUUAUGUAUUUAUAGUAUGUUUCCUGUCCAUAUGAUAACUGACUUGAUAUUUUUUUGUUUGAAUAAUAGGAAGUGUACAGUAAGAAAUGUGAUGCCUAGUGCAAAUGUGUAAUGGAGGAUUUGUAGUUAAGGUAUGUGUGUCCAUGAAUCUGCUGGAUUAAUAAAUGCCACACAGAGCAGCAGUUUCUUCAUAAAAUAAAAUGAGAGAGAUUGGAAGUAAGAGUAUCUUACAAUGCACACAGCUUUAGUACCCGAAGUUGCUUUCAUCAUCCACAAGAUGUCAGUGUACUCUGUGAUUACUUGCUCUCAGAUCUGCACUGUAUUUGGCACAUACAUUUCCGCUCAUACUUUGUCUGGUUUUUGAAGAAAUUGAAGGAAGAGUUGUUUUAAAUAAAGAAUUUAUCACAAGCAUUAAUAUUGAUGUAA